GCGUAUCACACUAUAUCAUACAUUCAUAAUCAUUGAUGUAUUGAGAGUCCCAAGCUUCACUCUUAAAAAAAAAUCAUAAAAUGUUAGAGAAGAAAUUCGUUGGUAGAUGCGAUGGAUAGUAGUUUUGUCAUUUAGAGAGAGGUUUGAGCACCGAUGCCAAUGUUGGACAUGUUGGCUGAUGCCAUUUGUUACAAGUUUACUUCAGAUCUGUCUGAAAAUGGAAAGGCAUCUGAUAAAUUUAAUUCACUCCUCUCUCCACCAACCUCAAUUCCACCAAAUUCACUCUCUCAUCAUCACAAACCACUUCUCUCUCACCCCACUCUUCAUCAAAAAACUCUUAAACCAUUCCUUCAUCGACUACGCACGCAAGGUGUUCGACCAAAUUCCCCAACCAGACCACACCCUUCACAACUCCCUCAUUUCCACCUACUCCAAACUCUCUCUCAACAAACAAGCGAUACACAUGUUCGUUUCAAUGCAUUCUGAGAAUACCAGGAUCGAUUGUUACGCGAUUCCGCCCCUUCUCAAGUCGUGUUCUUCGUUGUUGGCUAGAGAUUUUGGAAUACAGGUUCAUUGUUUGGUGAUAAAACAUGGGUUGGAUGACUCCAGCGUUUUUGUUCAGACCGGUUUGAUCGAUUUUUACGCUAAAACUGGCAAUGUGGGUGAUGCUGAGAAGAUUUUCAAUGGGAUUUUGGUUAAAGAUCCGGUUUGUUACAAUUGUUUGAUUUCUGGGUAUUCAAAAUCCGGUGAUGUUUUGAUGGCAAGAAAGCUUUUUGAUGAGAUGGCAGAUAGAAGAACCCUUGUUUCAUGGAACGCGAUGCUUUCUUGCUACGCGCAUAAUGGGGAUUUCAUCGAGGGGUUUAGGGUUUUUGAGCGAAUGCAGGGUGAGAAUUGUCGGCCUAAUGAAUUCACUGUGGUGACUGUGCUCUCUAUAUGUGCUAAGCUUGGGAAUUUGGAAAUGGGGUUGAGAGUGAAGAAGUUUAUUGAUGAUAAUGAUUUGCGUCGCAAUAUGAUAGUUUCGACUGCAUUGUUGGAAAUGUAUGUGAAAUGUGGGGCUGUCGAUGAGGCACGAUGGGAGUUUGAUCAGAUGGAUGAGAAAGAUGUCGUGGCUUGGAGUGCUAUGAUUGCUGGUUAUGCUCAAAAUGGGAGAUCAACCGAAGCAUUAGAGCUUUUUGAAUGCAUGAAAAGGGAAGAAAUAAAGCCUAAUGAUGUCACACUAGUGAGCGUUCUAUCGGCUUGCGCUCAACUGGGUUCAGUGGAAGCUGGGGAGCGUAUCGGUAGCUAUGUAGAGAGUCUUAAUUUUGAUGCAAAUGUUCAUUUGGCGUCAGCAUUGUUGGCUAUGUAUUCCAAGUGUGGAAACAUUAAAAAAGCUCGACAAGUAUUCAGAAAAAUGCCUCACAAAGAUGUCGUGAGUUGGAACUCGAUGAUCAUGGGCCUGGCAAUCAAUGGUUUUUCAGAGGAUGCAAUUGCUCUGUAUGAGAAAAUGAAAGAAACCGGGGUUCAACCAGAUGAUAUAACAUUUGUGGGCCUACUAACGGCCUGCACCCAUGCCGGCUGUGUUGAUCUGGGUUUCGAGCUCUUCAGGAGGAUGAGAGUAGAACACGGGAUUAGCCCGAAGAUAGAGCACUACGCUUGUAUUGUGGACCUUUUUUGUCGUUCCGGGAGACUAAAACAAGCAUACCAGUUCAUAUGUCAGAUGGAAGUGGAACCAAACUCCGUGAUUUGGGGUACUUUACUUGGUGCUUGUAGGAUUCACUCGAAUGUAGAACUGGCCGAGCUCUCUAUCAAUAAGUUGAUAGAACUAGAGCCCGGGAAUGCUGGAAACUAUGUCCUACUCUCCAACAUGUAUGCUAGUGUGGGUCGAUGGCAAGAAGCUUCGAAGGUGCGGUUUUUGAUGAAAAGUAAGAGUUUACAGAAGACGGCUGCAUAUAGUUGGAUAGAAUUGGAAGAUAAGGUGCACAAAUUUCUAGUUGGGGACACAUCGAACCCUAGAUGUAAAGAUGUCUAUAGAACCAUUGAUGGAUUGGCAAUGCAUUCGACUUGGUCUACUCAUGCCUUUGAACCCGAGAUAGAGUUCUGUUAAUGCUAGGGCUGAAAACACAAUAUGACUACUAAAACUGGUGAGAAGUAGAAAGCAGGGAAUAGUUUAUGAUUGGCUUUUAGUUCAUAGAUUUGUCAAGAGAAAAGAAAAGUGUAUUAUUCAUGUAUGAAUUAUGAUAAAAAGAAAUUAAUACAAAUGAUGUUCUCAAAAGCCAAAAUUUGUAAAUCAAUGAUAUUACAAGAAUGAAUAGCAAA
Molecule: messenger RNA, 2295 nt
Organism: Camellia sinensis
Lineage: Eukaryota; Viridiplantae; Streptophyta; Magnoliopsida; Ericales; Theaceae
Product: pentatricopeptide repeat-containing protein At1g08070, chloroplastic
Biological process (GO): RNA modification
Molecular function (GO): protein binding; RNA binding
Source: RefSeq, a predicted model, not a curated record